UCUCCUGUCUGCAGAGAGACGCAGUCGGGGAUCCGGUGUCAAAGUUUGGCUGGUUGUUAAUCACCGUCGCGGGCUGCACGUGAGUAAUAACAGUCGUCGUUUGGGGCUGUUUGUGCCCGUGUAUCACUCAGACUGGGCGGACGUGCUUAGAUAUUAAGAAUUCAAGCAGAGCGCAUGUGAAGCGUGCGAGCGCAGCGUUCACGAGCCUCAGCUCCUUUAAACGGGAACCGGGCUCUGUACGUCGUGACGUCAGAGACAACGACCGGUGCUUCUGAACCGAGUCGCUGACCGAAGGGCGUUUCCGUCCAGUUCCCUACCCUGACCGGACCGCAGAGGGACCUCUCCGCCUGGCACUCCGGGACAUGGCGCCGAAGACCGUGCUGAUCGUUUAUGCCCAUCAGAGCCCAAGCUCGUUUAACGCCGCUGCGAGAGAUGUGGCUGUGCAGACGCUCACUGCACAGGGCUGUAAAGUCAUUGUGACUGACCUCUAUACCAUGAACUUCCGCUCCGCAGCAACAGCGGCGGAUAUCAAAGGUAACUUGAAGAACCCUGAACACUUUCUGUACAGUGAUGAGACCUUUAUUGCCUGGAAGGAGGACAGGUUGAGUGAUGACAUCAAAGAAGAGCAACGCAAGGUGACUGAGGCUGAUAUCAUCAUCUUUCAGUUCCCACUCUACUGGUUCACUGUUCCCGCUAUAAUGAAAGGCUGGAUGGAGCGAGUGCUAACUCAAGGGUUCGCCUACACUCCUGAGAGCAUAUAUGACAAUGGCAUUUUUAAGGAUAAAAAGACUGUGCUGUCAUUCACUACUGGAGGAGUGGAGUCUAUGUACCUCCCUGAUGGCCUCUAUGGAGACAUCAAUGUUGUGCUAUGGCCCUUACAGAACGGAGUUCUGCGCUUCUGUGGUUUUCAGGUUCUGGCCCCGCAAAUCUUCUGGUGUGUUGCAGAUGCACCUCCCUCUGAGAGAACAGCAAUGUUAGAGGCAUGGCGAGCCAGACUGAAAGGAUUGCUGGACGAACAGCCUCUGUCGUUUGCUCCCACUAAGCUCUUUGACCUCAGCCUCCAGGCAGGGUUCCGACUGCGUUCAGAUAUGAAAGAGGCGUAUGCCUCUCAACCCUACGGCCUCACCACAGGGCAGCACCUUGGUAAACUGCUCCCUCCAAACAACCAGACGAAGGCUUCUCCAAAUGAAAACCAUUAGAGACACCCUCACAAAAGAAUGCCUAGCAACCGAAUCAAGCCUGAAGUUAUGAGUUUGUAGCCGAGUCAUUAUGCGCUAAUGUCAUUAUUGCACUAAUGCUGAAAUGUGAGAAUAUGUCUAAGUUUACUUAAAUUUAAAUCCAGGUUUAACAUACUCAAAUCUAAGUUUAGCCUCUUUCUGUAUCUAAAAUAUUUCAACCCUUGGCAGACCUGUAUGUUUUCCAUAGCAUUAACUUGUCUGUCAAUUCUUUCAUCAUUGAAGAUGUGUAAGAUGUUGUUAUCUGUUACAAAACUAUUCAAACUAACAUCGACAUAAUUCUUCAAUAAAGCAUUGCCUGCCCUAAAA
Messenger RNA from Colossoma macropomum (tambaqui), 1544 nucleotides. Its product is annotated as NAD(P)H dehydrogenase [quinone] 1-like. Gene Ontology annotation, cellular component: cytosol. The record is from RefSeq and is a predicted model, not a curated record. The transcript has 6 exons. Lineage: Eukaryota; Metazoa; Chordata; Actinopteri; Characiformes; Serrasalmidae. Bases 363 to 1199 code for a protein of 278 amino acids. Gene Ontology annotation, molecular function: NAD(P)H dehydrogenase (quinone) activity.